Molecule: messenger RNA, 1167 nt
Organism: Limulus polyphemus (Atlantic horseshoe crab)
Lineage: Eukaryota; Metazoa; Arthropoda; Merostomata; Xiphosura; Limulidae
Product: carbohydrate sulfotransferase 1-like
Exons: 2
Coding region: 1-1167 (388 amino acids)
Biological process (GO): N-acetylglucosamine metabolic process; sulfur compound metabolic process
Molecular function (GO): N-acetylglucosamine 6-O-sulfotransferase activity
Source: RefSeq, a predicted model, not a curated record
AUGCUUUUGAAACUGGUUCGAGAUGUUCCAGAUUCUCUCCGUUACUUAGAUACUAAUCUGUCAAAAAAUCAAAUUGAUCCAUUUGUUGUUUUGUCAUCUCAGCGUGUUAUUGGCACCAUUGCAGGUGAUUCUUGUUCCAAAAGAACAUCUGUGUCAACACUGAAUCUUGUAUCUCCGGUUCUUUUUCCAUCAGCCUCAAUGAAAACUCAAUCUGUUUAUAUCUUACCUGCAGGUAAUAUCAGUGCAAAGAUACGUACAUCUUAUAAAGUUCACAUAAACGAAAAGAAAAAAGUGAUUUUACUGUCGUACCUACGCAGUGGUAGCACAUUCCUUGGGGAAAUGUUCAACCAACAUCCAUCCGUAUUUUAUUACUUCGAACCUUUGUAUCUUCUGGAUCACCCAGGAGCUUAUAGUGGUAUCCAGCCCUUAUUUCGUAGCAAAGUUCCGAAGGCAUUGAAGUUACUCAACCGUAUUUUGGAUUGCAAGAUAUCUAAGAACAAUGGAUUGAUUAAUGAUGACCUUGCUUUCAGAAGCAAGGCUUUAAGAGAAAUAUACGAUACGCCUGCGUGUAACAGCACAUUAACACGCUGUUUAGACAAGGCUUGCGAACAAAAGAAUGUUUCUGUAAUUAAGGUAAUGCGUCUUUAUUUGAACGAUUUACAGCCGCUGAUUGAAAGAAAUGAUCUCAAAGUGAUCAUCUUACAAAGAGAUCCUCGUGCACUCUUAUAUUCACGACGUCGCAAUAACCUCGGUGGUCGUUUAGAAAUUGAAGAUGACUUUCGAUUACAAGCUAGAAGCUUAUGUGCCCGGAUGUUGCAUGACGUUAAGAUGGCUAAGAAGAUUGCCUUUCUCACACAGAAAAAUUUCUAUAGGAUUGUUCUUCAAGAGCACUUUGUCACAAACCCCCAAAGUAUCAUCAAAAGUAUAUUCAGGUUCUUAGAAUUACCAAUUACAGAUAAACAAAUAAAAUCGCUUCUGGAAGUCUCUCACUUCCCAUUCCAACAAGGAGAGGGAACUCUGUAUAGAUGGGAUUGGAAAAAAGAAGUCCUGGCAAACGAAGUCGUCGCCAUAGAUAAAGUGUGUCAUUAUUUCUAUGAAAACUCUUUUUACAAAGCAAUAACAGAUGGCAAAAACGUCAAAAAUAAACACGAUAAACGUAAUUAUUAA